Botrytis deweyae is the source of this 546-nucleotide messenger RNA. RefSeq lists its product as uncharacterized. NCBI's taxonomy places the organism in Eukaryota, Fungi, Ascomycota, Leotiomycetes, Helotiales, Sclerotiniaceae. The record is from RefSeq and is a predicted model, not a curated record. The coding region runs from base 1 to 546 and encodes 181 amino acids. The transcript is spliced from 2 exons.
AUGACAUCGUCUAACGACACAAAGUCCGCAUCCGCCCCACAGAAAGACGAGGCCCCUUUCAACCUCCUCAGUGACCCAUCACACAAACCGGAAGGUGCACCACCCAAGAUCAGUGACAAUACCGACCCCGACACCCCAAACGAACAUCAAUCGCUGGCUCAAAGAAUCCAUGAACGCGUAUUGUAUAUAAGAGCAGUCAUGAAUUAUCUGAAGCGAUCCGAUUCGGUCACAGAGUAUGAGAAGCAGAUUAACCGUUUGGAAAUCUACAUCGAGUCUCUCGAUGAACAAUUAGUUUGCUUUCAGCAGCUUCGCGGGAGGAGAUCGUCUCCGGAGUGGCGCGGCAAGUGCGAGGAGGGCAUUGCAAGCACAGAGAAAUUUAAAGAGAUUUUUGAGACGGGAAAGAAGAUGUUGUGUUUAACUCUGAGGUCGAAGACUGUGGAUUCUGAAAUCCAUCAGUUGUUGGCCGAGAAGCAGUCGACGGUAGGCAAAAUAAGCGACUUGAAACUCAGACUUGAUAGGUUUCAAUGGGAGGGGAGUAAUCAGUGA